GUGGCUGUUCGAGUUGUUUGUUUUUGUUAUCACCAACUUUGUGCAUUAAAAAUUAUUUCCAAUCGUUGUAUAAUUUAUCUGAUCUUCAAGUGAUCUCUCCAUAUAAAAUGCCACGAAAAACGAUAAAAAUUUUACCAACCGAGAUGUUGAUUGAAAUUUUCUCGCAUCUUCCAUUCAGUGCGUUCAAAAGGUGUGCCCAAGUAUGUCGUCGAUGGUUUCACAUCAUAAUGUGUCAAAUGAGGUUCUUUGAGAAGGCUACCUUGCGUAUUGACUUGAUCGGCUGGGACGAUACGAGCAAAGCUACGAAGUAUCUAAAGUGGCUGAUGGUUAGUACGAGACCCUACCGGCAUCUGCACAUCUCAAUUGUCCAGGACAAGUGGCAUCUGGUUCCGCGUUUAGUUCACCGUUUUUCCGAUUCGUUGACGCAUCUCACAUUGGAAAAUACUUGUCCUCAAUAUCCUUAUGAGAUUGAAAAAAGCGUGCUGCAAGGGAUUUUCGAGAGCGCUCAACGUUUGGUGGAGUUUCAGGUUUUUGGGUACGUUCGCAUUGUCAUCAGUAAUCCAUGUCAGAAGAUAAGUUUUCCACAAUUAACGCACCUGGAGCGCCUCUACAUGGACCGCCAUGCGUUUCAUAAUACCAAUUAUAAUUGGGCAGCAAUUGCUCCGAACCUGAGAGAUAUGCAUAUUUCCCUGAACACAACAUGUACUAGCUAUCUGGAGAUGAUCAGAAGCUUCAGCCAGACUCUCGAAGGUCUAGGGCUCGUGGAACGUGAUCGACAGGCAUUUUUCCGGGCUUUGGGCAAUAUUCGUUUUCCAAAGGUUCAGCGCCUGGUUGUGGACAGUUGGGAAAAUCCUUUACCAGACCAGGCGCGGAAAUUUUUCGAUCGUUUUGAACAAAUAACUCAUUUAGACUACGGUCUUAAACUAUCUCUUCCGGUAUUGAAUAUCUUAGUGGAGAAAUUUCAAGACCUGGAAACGAUCAGGUUGCGUAAUGACUUCCCGAAAGAAGUUUUCACCGGAUUGGCUAAGCUGCCUCACCUUAAGGAAGUUUCCUUCCGAACCGAUCAUCACAACAUCGUUAAGCUGGUCGUAACGGAUCCAUUGCAUCAGAUGCAAAAGCUAAGUUUCAACCACUGUGCAUCGUUAGAAGAUCAGUCAGAAUUUUUCCAGCAGCUAUCCCAGAAUGCACCAGUCCUAACUAGUUUGGAGCUUAAUCGGUUAAACAAGUCGCAUACGUUGGAUACCAUUUGUCGAUCAUUUCCAAGCUUACGGAGCCUUGUCAUCAAUUGGCAGUGUAAAAAAUUGACCACCAAAUCUUUCCUGUGCCUCAACACUCUGAACAAUUUGGAACACCUGGGGUUGCGGUGUGAUUUCCAAACCAGACCCGGAUAUUCGUGGGUCUAUUUUCCUGUAUGUCCCUCUAUUCGAAGCCUGUUCCUAUCGAUCCGGUAUCCGCGCUUCGACCCGGCCGAUGCCGAAGAGCAGGAGGAUCAUGAGUGGGAAACGAUGGGGCAUAAAUUUUCGAGUCUGGCGAUGUUGAAACUUUCCGAAUGUGAACCGCGUAUUAGACCCAGACAACUUGCCACCCUGAGAUGGGCACUGCCACGUUACUGCAAAAUCGAUAUUGGGAUGCGACCGGAGCGGAUGUUUCCGCAGAUGAAUCCGUCCACGGUUCCGGAAGUGGUGAUUGGGAAUUGGUAAAGAGAAUAUCGGAUUUAUUAGGCAAGGUUUACAGAUAGGAGAAAAUUAUACCUAACGUAUGCAUAAAACAGUGGACUUUUUUCGGAUGGUGAUAUAAAAAAAAUAAGACAGAUAAAGCUGGAACAAAUAUCAAUUUCUUCUUUUGUAACCCCCCCCCCCCUUUUUUUCGAAAUCUCCAAAUAAACCCGA
Molecule: messenger RNA, 1889 nt
Organism: Uranotaenia lowii
Lineage: Eukaryota; Metazoa; Arthropoda; Insecta; Diptera; Culicidae
Exons: 4
Coding region: 108-1700 (530 amino acids)
Molecular function (GO): protein binding
Source: RefSeq, a predicted model, not a curated record